This is a messenger RNA of Brenthis ino (lesser marbled fritillary), 699 nucleotides long. The record is from the annotation of a GenBank genome assembly. NCBI's taxonomy places the organism in Eukaryota, Metazoa, Arthropoda, Insecta, Lepidoptera, Nymphalidae.
AUGUUGACAUAUAUGUCGGAGAUCGUGAUACUGUUGAAAGGUGAAGUAGUCGAUGGCACUCGUCUGCUAGAAGCAUGGUGGAAAGCACUGCUACUCGUCGCCAGAGCCUUUGUAUACUGCUGCCGGUUGAUCAACCAAAUAUUAUAUGAGACAAAAGUGACUGAGGCGGUCAUGAUGGCGCCUAGUCUGUUUCAGAAGACUAAAUCACCACGCUCCUCACCUGGAAAUCUGCCUAGAAAAUUACAGAAUGGCACAGAAUCAGGGAGCCAGUCGGUGACGACGGCGGACUCGAGCCCAGGAAACUCAAUCUCAGACGCCGAAAACUUCGAGUGCUUCGGCGAGGCGGAUGGAGAUGCUCCUGUUCCUAACACAUUGGAAAACGGAUCCCGAAGUCCCGGUAAUAACUUAAAUCGUCACUCCUGGACGCGGACCAGCCUUCGUCGGACACCACCCAGCCAUCAAGAAAACCUGCCGCAUCGGCGAUGGGGCUCCAUGCGACACUCAGGGAAGCGUCAAAUCGGCUCCAAUGUCUUAGCCAGCCAAUUGUACCGGUCGUCAUCCUUCAAUUCAUCCGGGUGUGGAUCGGGUGGGGAACCGGCAGACGACAUGUACUCUGAUGUCUCACUUGAAGAGGACGUGCAAGGUCUCAACUACAAGGUCAGUCUUUACGUCCAAUUAGCAUUAGUAGCCCUUGUAUUU